This is a messenger RNA of Prosopis cineraria, 591 nucleotides long. RefSeq lists its product as uncharacterized. The record is from RefSeq and is a predicted model, not a curated record. Bases 181 to 591 code for a protein of 136 amino acids. NCBI's taxonomy places the organism in Eukaryota, Viridiplantae, Streptophyta, Magnoliopsida, Fabales, Fabaceae. The transcript is spliced from 2 exons. Gene Ontology annotation, molecular function: transferase activity.
AUUAUUGAUUAUUGAAUUUGAGGAUUGUCGAUUCGUCCAGCCAAUGGUAGUUGGCCGGUUUCUUUGGUUUUGUGGACAUCUCUAACGACUGCUUCGUAAGCUCCGCCUCUGCUAAAACCCCUUCUUCAACCUCAGACUGAACCAUUUUCUCUCUAUAUGUAACCCCUGCACACACAUCUAAUGUACACUUUGCUUCCCCAUUCCAUUAUUCUUCGAUCCCCUUCGCACCCUCCCUUAAUCUCCAACAUGACUUCUUUCCUCACUCUUCCCUCAAUUUCUCUCAAGAACCUCCAUUCCCCUCCCGCUUGCUCCCAGCCCGCCCUCCCUUCCAAUUCCCUCUGCUUCCUAAAUGGGAUUCCGAGUCUUGGUUUUAAACAUUCUGAUCGAUCUAGGGUUUUCACGAGCGUAUCGGUCGGAUCUCAGACGGCUGUCGAUGAUGCUUUGUUCUCUGAUUACAAGCCUUGUACCGCUUUUCUGUUCCCUGGCCAGGGUGCACAAGCAGUUGGAAUGGGAAAAGAAGCUCAAAAUGUGCCUGCUGCCGUAUCACUGUACAGAAAAGCAAAACGACAUAUUAGGGUAUUUAUCCACUAA